Molecule: messenger RNA, 6433 nt
Organism: Candoia aspera
Lineage: Eukaryota; Metazoa; Chordata; Lepidosauria; Squamata; Candoiidae
Gene: CACNA1F
Product: calcium voltage-gated channel subunit alpha1 F
Exons: 47
Coding region: 1-6198 (2065 amino acids)
Biological process (GO): calcium ion import across plasma membrane
Cellular component (GO): membrane; voltage-gated calcium channel complex
Molecular function (GO): high voltage-gated calcium channel activity
Source: RefSeq, a predicted model, not a curated record
AUGUCUAAGUCGGAGUGCAACGGAAGACCAUUGGGCUCUCCGGAGGCACCACCACGUACAGCAGCUGAGGCUUUUGUGGAAGCAACAGGCCAGGCCCUAGCAUGGACACUUACCAAUGAGGGUUCAGAUACUUUGGGCUCUACUGGCAGCAAUGCUCAGAAGAAGCGUCUGCAGCACAACAAGCAUAAGACCCAGGGCAUCAAUGUGGUGCACCGUUCACCACGAGCCCUCUUCUGUCUACACCUGAACAAUCCCAUCCGCAGGGCUGCUAUCAGCAUAGUAGAGUGGAAACCCUUCGACAUCCUCAUCCUUAUGACAAUCUUUGCCAAUUGUGUGGCCUUAGGAGUCUAUAUUCCCUUUCCAGAGGAUGAUUCCAAUAUCUCCAACCACAACUUGGAACAAGUGGAGUAUGUUUUUCUCAUCAUCUUCACAGUGGAAACUUUCCUCAAGAUCCUUGCCUAUGGUCUGGUCAUGCAUCCUAGCGCCUAUAUUCGCAAUGGCUGGAAUCUUCUUGAUUUUGUCAUUGUUGUGGUGGGUCUCUUCAGUGUUCUUCUGGAACAAGUCUCCCACAAGCCUGGGGAUGCCCAUCACAUGAGUGGGAAGCCAGGAGGCUUUGAUGUCAAAGCCCUGCGAGCCUUCCGUGUGCUGCGACCUCUGCGCCUGGUCUCUGGUGUCCCUAGCCUGCAUAUUGUCUUGAAUUCUAUCAUGAAGGCCAUGGUGCCCCUUCUGCACAUAGCACUACUUGUUCUUUUCGUCAUCAUCAUCUAUGCCAUCAUUGGCUUGGAGCUCUUCAUUGGUCGCAUGCAUAAGACCUGCUUUAUCAUUGAUUCAGAUCUGGAGGCUGAGGAAGACCCAUCACCUUGUGCUUUUUCUGGACAUGGUCGGGAAUGCACAGUGAACAACAGUGAAUGCCGUGGCAAGUGGGAUGGGCCCAAUGGUGGCAUCACCAAUUUUGACAACUUUUUUUUUGCCAUGCUUACUGUCUUCCAGUGCAUUACCAUGGAAGGUUGGACUGAUGUUCUCUACUGGAUGCAGGAUGCAGUGGGGCAUGAACUACCUUGGCUUUAUUUUGUCAGCCUUGUCAUCUUUGGCUCCUUCUUUGUGCUCAAUUUGGUUUUGGGUGUGUUAAGUGGGGAAUUCUCUAAGGAACGAGAGAAGGCAAAAGCCCGGGGCGACUUCCAAAAGCUACGAGAGAAGCAGCAGAUGGAGGAAGAUCUGAAGGGCUACCUGGAUUGGAUCAUGCAAGCAGAAGACAUAGAGCCCGAUGAGGAAAAAGAGGAGGCAAAUGAGAAGCAUACCUACAUUACUGUGGCAGACCUGAUGGAGAAGAAGAGGAGGAAGAAAUGGUUGAGACAUAGCAGUCAUUCCACCUACAGCCACACCAGUCUUCCUGCCAGUGAAACUACCUCGGUCAAUACGGAGAAUGUUGGAGAUGAAGAGCACCUUCAGAACAACUGCUAUGAUGUGUGUUUAGGAAAGCUCUCCAAGACCAAGUUCUGCCGCCAAGUCCAGCGUAUCAACCGACUUUUCCGGAAGAAAUGUCGCUUGGCCGUCAAAUCUGUCUCUUUCUACUGGAUGGUCCUGCUCCUUGUGUUUCUGAAUACCCUCACCAUUGCUUCCGAACAUUACAAGCAGCCUAGCUGGCUCACCCAGAUCCAAGCUUAUGCUAACAAAGUAUUAUUGUCACUGUUCACCCUGGAGAUGCUGCUGAAGAUGUACAGCCUAGGCCUCCAAGCCUAUUUUGUCAGCUUCUUCAAUCGUUUUGACUGUUUUGUGGUAUGCGGUGGGAUUUUGGAGACUGUCUUGGUAGAAUUUGAGGUCAUGCAGUCCCUUGGAAUUUCUGUGCUCCGCUGUGUCCGCCUCCUACGGAUCUUCAAAAUGACCAGGCAUUGGGCCUCACUGAGCAACCUUGUGGCUUCCUUGCUGAACUCCAUGAAGUCCAUUGCCUCCUUGCUUCUACUGCUGUUCCUCUUCAUUAUCAUCUUCUCCUUGCUAGGCAUGCAGCUCUUUGGUGGCAAAUUUAACUUUGAUGAGACUCAGACCAAACGCAGUACCUUUGACACUUUCCCCCAGGCCUUGCUAACUGUCUUUCAGAUACUGACAGGGGAAGACUGGAACUCAGUGAUGUAUGAUGGGAUCAUGGCCUAUGGCGGCCCCUAUUUUCCCGGCAUGCUAGUCUGCAUCUAUUUCAUCAUUCUCUUUAUUUGUGGCAACUAUAUCUUACUUAAUGUCUUCUUGGCUAUUGCAGUGGACAAUCUUGCUGAUGGAGACAAUAUCAAUUCCUCCAAGGAAAAGAAACGCAGAGAGAAAGGGACACCAGCAGAGGGGGAACAGAACAAAGAGAGAGAGAAGAAAAAUGAGAAGAUAGAAUGUGGUGAGGAAGAGGAGGAGGGUGCUGUAGAGGAAGGCAGUGAAGACGCAGGUGAGGAAGAAGAGGAAGAAGAUCAGCAGAGCUUGGCAGAGUCCCAUCUAGACAAACUGGAAGACACUCCCAAGGAGAAAGUGUUACCAAUUCCUGAUGGAAGCUCCUUUUUUUGCCUUAGCAAGACAAACCCCCUUCGUGUUGGGUGCCACAAGCUGAUCCACCAUCAUAUCUUCACCAAUCUCAUCCUUGUCUUCAUCAUUCUUAGCAGCAUCUCUUUGGCAGCUGAAGAUCCCAUCCGGGCUCACUCCUUCCGCAAUAAUAUUCUGGGCUACUUUGACUAUGCCUUCACAUCUAUCUUCACUGUUGAGAUCUUGCUCAAGAUGACCGCUUAUGGUGCCUUCCUGCACAAGGGCUCAUUCUGUCGGAACUGGUUUAACCUCCUGGAUCUGCUUGUUGUCAGUGUCUCGCUCAUCUCUUUUGGAAUCCACUCCAGUGCCAUCUCUGUGGUGAAGAUCUUGCGGGUACUGAGGGUACUCCGUCCUCUCCGAGCCAUCAACCGAGCCAAAGGGCUGAAGCACGUGGUACAAUGUGUGUUCGUAGCAAUCCGCACCAUUGGAAAUAUCAUGAUUGUCACCACCUUGCUGCAGUUCAUGUUUGCUUGCAUUGGCGUUCAGUUAUUCAAGGGCAAAUUCUACAGCUGCACAGAUGAGGCCAAGCAUACCCCAGUUGAGUGCAAAGGCACAUUCAUUGUGUACAAGGAUGGAGAUGUGGCUCACCCAAUGGUGCGUGAGCGCAUCUGGUUCAACAGCGACUUCAACUUUGACAAUGUGCUGUCGGGCAUGAUGGCCCUCUUCACUGUCUCCACUUUUGAGGGAUGGCCAGCACUCUUGUACAAAGCUAUUGAUGCCAAUGCAGAAAACCAAGGACCCAUUUACAAUUACCGGGUGGAGAUCUCCAUCUUCUUCAUUGUCUACAUCAUCAUAAUUGCCUUCUUCAUGAUGAAUAUCUUUGUGGGCUUUGUCAUCAUCACUUUCCGGGCCCAAGGGGAACAGGAAUACAAAAACUGUGAGCUGGACAAGAAUCAGCGGCAAUGUGUGGAAUAUGCCCUGAAGGCUCAACCCUUAAAGCGCUAUAUUCCAAAGAACAAGUAUCAGUACAAAUUCUGGUACAUGGUCAACUCCACUUGUUUUGAAUACAUCAUGUUUGUACUCAUCAUGCUCAACACUAUUGCUUUGGCUGUACAGCACUAUGAACAGUCAGAGCCCUUUAAUUAUGUGAUGGAUCUGCUCAAUAUGGUGUUCACAGGCCUCUUCACUAUCGAAAUGUUGCUGAAGAUUAUCGCCUUCAAGCCCAAGCACUACUUCGUUGAUGCAUGGAAUACCUUUGAUGCUCUGAUUGUCGUUGGGAGUGUAGUAGACAUUGCUGUUACUGAAAUCAAUAGUUCAGAGGACAGUUCCCGUAUCUCCAUCACCUUCUUCCGCCUUUUCCGUGUGAUGCGCCUGGUCAAGCUGCUCAGCAAAGGUGAGGGUAUCCGUACCCUCCUCUGGACCUUCAUCAAAUCUUUCCAGGCUUUGCCAUAUGUGGCCCUCCUCAUUGCCAUGAUUUUCUUUAUCUACGCUGUCAUUGGCAUGCAGACCUUUGGCAAAAUAGCCAUGCAAGAUAAUACAGCCAUCAAUCGCAACAAUAAUUUCCAGACCUUUCCACAGGCUGUGUUGCUGCUUUUCAGGUGUGCCACAGGGGAAGCCUGGCAGGAGAUCAUGCUGGCCAGCUUGCCUGGCAAGCGCUGUGACCCUGAGUCCGAUUUUGAGCCUGGGGAGGAAUUCACUUGUGGCAGCAACUUUGCCAUUGUCUACUUCAUCAGCUUCUUCAUGCUGUGUGCCUUCCUGAUCAUUAACCUCUUCGUUGCUGUCAUCAUGGACAAUUUUGACUAUCUCACCCGGGACUGGUCCAUUCUGGGUCCCCACCACCUCGAUGAGUUCAAGAGGAUCUGGUCAGAAUAUGAUCCAGCUGCCAAAGGUUACAUCAAGCAUCUUGAUGUGGUGACCCUAUUGCGCCGGAUACAGCCACCUCUGGGUUUUGGGAAGCUCUGUCCCCACCGAGUAGCCUGCAAAAGGCUGGUGGCCAUGAACAUGCCACUGAACUCAGAUGGAACUGUCACUUUCAAUGCCACCCUCUUUGCUCUGGUGCGUACAUCGCUGAAGAUCAAGACAGAAGGUGACCUGAAUAUCGCCAAUAAGGAACUCCGCUCUGUCAUCAAAAAGAUCUGGAAGCGGACCAAACCUAAAUUACUGGAUGAAGUGAUACCCAUUGCAGAAGGGGAGGAGAUCACAGUAGGAAAGUUCUAUGCCACAUUCCUGAUCCAAGAUUAUUUCCGUAAAUUCCGUAAGCGGAAGGAAAAGGGGCUGCUCGGAUCAGAUGGGUCCCCAAGCAACUCCUCUGCCUUGCAGGCUGGACUGAGUUGCUUACAAGAUCUAGGGCCUGAGAUCCGCAGAGCAAUGUCCUGUGACCUGGAAGGAGAAGGGGAGGAAGAAGCUGAGGAAAAAAUCAGUGAAGAAGAGACAGUCAUCUACAAGAGUUCUGAGUUGUAUGGCAAAGCCCCUGACCACCAUAUCUCAGUUACUGGGACUUCAACAGAACAAGAAGACAAGACUGUGGUGAAUAGCCUUGUGGCUUCUCAGCACCUCUCUAGGAGCAGCCCCUCCCAUGUGACAAAUGGGCUGAAGCCCUGUGAAGAGACCGUUAGUGGCAGUGAUGAGCCUGCUGACUUGCCUUUUGUUCCCAUCCAACGCAGGAUAAGCAGGCAGCGCUCCAGUGGCAGCUGCUUCCCACCAACAGUAGAAGAAGUAGUUAUCCACACUGAAGAUUAUGUGGAGGACACCUCAGCUGAGCAGGGAAACUACAGCCAGGAGGAAGACUCUGAAAUCCUGGCCCCCCGUGACAAGCAGUCUCGACUGCACAGCCCUCGGUCCCACCACCAUCACCGGCAGAAUGGUUAUGGGGGCUCGCUGCCCCUCCUCCCCCAUCGGGUCAACAGCAGACUCAUCAAAGGAAGACUGGAUGGCAGGCAAACCCAGCGCCGGCGCCUCUUGCCUGCCACUCCCACAGGCCGCAAACCAGCCUUCAGCAUCCAGUGCCUGCAGCGUCAAGACAGCUGCGAUGACAUCCCCAUCCCAGGCACCUACCACCAAAACGCACCCCUGGGCCGAACCCAUCUACAGGGCUACGGCAAGUACAGCUCAUGGCACAGCAGCAGCCGCUCCUCAGCAUCUUCCUUGCAGUCGUGGGCCACGCCUCCAAAACGGGGCCGGUUGCUCUAUGCUCCCCUGAUCCUAGUGGAGGAAGAGAGGAUGCCAGGAUACAGCUGGGAAAAGAACAGCAGCAGCCUUCCACCCAUGCCACAAGCCCACUGGUGCAGGAAUGAGCCCGAGCUGACCUGCCACACCUAUGGCAGCCUCCAGGUCCCAGGCCCACUCCGGCACAGCUCCGGCGGCAGGUGUGGCAGCGCAGACAGCCUGGUGGAGGCGGUGCUCAUCUCCGAAGGCCUAGGCCUGUAUGCACAGGACCCAAAUUUUGUGGCCUUUACCAAACAGGAGAUUGCUGAUGCCUGCCACAUGACUCUGGAUGAAAUGGAAAGCGCUGCCACGGACUUGCUGAGUCGCAAGUCUGCUGGUGGUGAUAGCAGCCGAGGGGGUAGAAGCCACCUUUUGUACAGCAGUGAUGGGGAACAUAGCGGAGCUGAGAGUCUAGGCCUUGCUUAUAGUGAUGAGGAAACUUUCCGUUCCCGUGAGGAAGAGGACUUGGCUGAUGAGAUGGUCUGCAUCACCACCUACUGACCAGGAAACGCCCCUCCCGGCAGGGCACAAAGAGUCAGUUGUGCAGAAGAACUGUCCAAAACAUUGCUAUGAUGGUUAUGGUUAUUUAAAAAAUAAUGGAGAUCCGGGCUAAGAAAUCAAAUGCUGCCCUCACAUUGGCUGUAGCAGAAACAGAUAUUAGAGACACUGAAUAAUGUGCUUUCUUGGUUUAGGGAGUCUGCUCACUGUCUUUCAGGCUUUGGCUCAUCCAAAAAUG